This is a messenger RNA of Mugil cephalus (flathead mullet), 1441 nucleotides long. RefSeq lists its product as uncharacterized. Gene Ontology annotation, biological process: response to bacterium. Bases 94 to 813 code for a protein of 239 amino acids. The transcript is spliced from 3 exons. NCBI's taxonomy places the organism in Eukaryota, Metazoa, Chordata, Actinopteri, Mugiliformes, Mugilidae. The record is from RefSeq and is a predicted model, not a curated record.
CCAAGUUGUCCUACAUUCCGCUACAGUCUGCUGCUGCUGCUUCAGUUGCUUCGAAAAUCAGCUCGGAGAAGCAGGAGCCGAGAAGCAGACAAGAUGAUGAUGUUCAUUGCAAACAUCUUCCUCCUCUGUUUGUUGCGUGGGGCACAGCUGAAUGAAAUCUCUCAGCCUGAGGCGCUGCAAACACUGAACCUUGGAGACACAGCUAUGAUUGAAUGCUACAUAAACAGUGUACUGACAAAAAGAGUUUGGUACAAACUGACUAUAAAGAGGAGACUACAGCUUGUUGCAACUUUUAAUUCUGACUAUAAUCAUACUACCUUUACUGAUGAGCGUUAUUCAUUAAAGACUGAUGGGGUCAACAUGCAUCUGAUCAUAUCUAGAACAUCGUGGGAUGAUGUUGGAACGUACUUCUGUGGAGUAGUGCUCUUGGAUGACAUUAAGUUUGGAUCAGGGACCUUUCUGAUUCUGAAAGGUGCAAAGAUGGUCAGUCACUCUGUCGUCCAGCUGCCUCAGUCACAGUCAGUCCAGUCUGGAGACUCUCUGACCCUCAGUUGUUCAGUUCACACUGAAUGCACAGAGCAUGCGAGUAUUAUGUGGCUGAAAAACUCUGAUUAUUCUGCUCCUGAGAUGAUUUACUCCUCUGGAGAUAACAGCAGCGCUUGUCAGAAGACUAAGAGUGGAGAAACCACUUGUGUGUACAACCUUCUCAUGAGGAACAUCGGCUCUGAUGAUGCUGGAGUUUACUACUGUGUGGUGACUUCAUGUGGACAAAUGCUAUUGGGAAAUGGGACCAAGCUCAUCUGUGAGUGUUAGUAGGCUGUUAAUAGAUAUAAUGAUUAGUUAUGAAGCUCCCUUAUGAUACGCAACAUCAUCCAUGAAUGAAACUCAGUCUAACUGUAUAUAAUAUAUACACUAUGUUGCCUAAUUUUGCAAAUGAGAUGGACGCUGACCAUGUUCGUGAUUUGAUGCCCACCGUCCUGCUGGGAGCUUAUCUGGUUUUCGUAGUGUGCGUGAUCAGUAAGAGACACUGCUUCAUUGUAUCUAUACAUUUCAUCCAUUCAACAUUUCAUUAAUUAAGGACGAUUGCUGUCUUUCAGAAUCUUGUGCAUCCUCAGAAGGAUAUUCUGCUCACUGUACAAUCUAUGCAGAGGUAUCUGUUAGGCUUUCCUUUGCAUCAUACAGUAUAUACAACAUUAACAUGCCAUCAACAGUGCUGUGACUGUGUUGUAUCAUUUUCCAGGUACAGGAUAAAGAACAUCUGAUGAUCAAAUGAUCAAAAAGACUGAGAGACGACACCUGGACUGAAUGUGUGUACUCCACUGUAAAGCAGUACUAAUGAAUGCUUUGUCUUCUCUUCUGUAUUUUUAAAAUGGCAUCUUACUAGUGUGGCGCUUUACUUUUAAUAACAUUACGUACAAUCAAUGUACAGCUUUACCCUGCA